GUCGCGGGCGCUGGGCAAGGGCCCUGGCUACGGCGGCCACGGCGGCUCUGUGCUGCUGCGCUGCAGCAGCACAGUGGGGUGUCUGUACACUGUGCAGCAGCAAAUUGCUGCAGCAGCAGGAGGCGACGGGCAGCAAACCAGCAGGGGUUUGCAUGCGCCCGACACAAUUGUCAAGCUGCCCCCGGGCACGAUCGUGCGCAAGAGAAUUCUGACGGGGCAGAAAAGCAGCAGCGGCAGAGCUAUCAGGGCCUCUGUAUUCUGGCAGCAGCUGCUGGAGGAGGGCCAGUCUCUGCUGGUAGCUGCUGGCGGCCGUGGGGGAAUAGCACCGCCAAGUUUGAAGCAGCAGAAAAAGAGGAGGGCCCCAGAGGCUGGAGAGAAGGUGCACCUCGAACUGGAACUGCGGCUCGUGAAUGACGUCGGGGUUGUGGGGGAAAGCGCAGCAGGGAAAACUUCCCUUGUCUCUGCCUUGACUGACUACCAGUCUCGAAUAGGCCCCGGGGGUUUCCGCACGCGAAGGCCUUUUGUGGCUUCUUUGCUUUGGGCUUCUGGAGAGAAGGCUUUGCUGCUAGACCCUCCUGCACUUUUCCCAGGAGCCCACAAAGACAAGAGGCUGGGUCUGCGCAUUCUGCGGCACUACUACCGAUCGCGUGUCUUCUUAUAUGUCGUCGAUCCCACGCAGCAGCGGCAGCAGCAAGACCCCCGGUUGCUGCUGCAGCAGCAGCAGCAGAUUGGCUUGCUGCAGUCUCAGCAGCGCCUUCUGCAGCAGCAGCAGCAACUCGAAGACGGCAGCAGCGCCACGCGAAGCAGCACCGCGCCGAGCCCAUCUUUGCAGCAGCAGGACGGCGAGCAGCAACAGCAGCAGCAAGAGCAGCAGCACCAAGAGCAGCAACAGCAGCAGCAGCAGCUAGAGGAGAGCCGGCUCCUUCAGGUGUAUGGAGAAUAUUCUCCAGAUGUUUUCUGUCAAUUUUUGCGGCUGCGAAGAGAAAUAAGAAUUUAUGAUAAACACUUUGACAGGAAAAAGGAGCUCGUGGUGGUAACAAAGUGCGACGCGUUGGAGCAUCAGCCGCUGCUGGCAGCAGAUUCUCUUCAUCACCGCAUGCAGCAUUUCUUCCCCCACAUACCUGUAAUAGCGGCAUCUCCGCGUUUUGGGCUUGGUUGCGCAGCAGUAGCAGCAGAGCUCCACAAGCUGCUGCAGCAGCAGCAGCAGCAGCAGCGGCAGCUCGAGCCAAUAAGAAGGGCAACCGUCAACCUGGAAGGAGACGCCCUUAUUUUAAAACCCUAA
Molecule: messenger RNA, 1282 nt
Organism: Eimeria tenella
Lineage: Eukaryota; Apicomplexa; Conoidasida; Eucoccidiorida; Eimeriidae
Product: GTP-binding protein, putative
Exons: 8
Cellular component (GO): mitochondrion
Molecular function (GO): GTPase activity; GTP binding
Source: RefSeq, a predicted model, not a curated record